AUGUAUUGCUCGUACUACUCGUCCAAAUUUGACAUUCGAAAGAGUUCACUAUUUUUAGAAAGGCCACAAAGCAAGUACAAAGUAACAUAUAUAGACAAAUACAAAAGAGAAACAAACAAGCAUGCGCCGGCAAACAAUACCACAACCCACGAUCAGCGACAUACCGGAAGCGACUAUGGAGGCGCAAUCACCCUACGCACAGGAAGUCAACAGGGUAGCGAUGAGAAUUCCAGAAUUCACGUUAGCCGAUCCAGAACUAUGGUUCCGCAUCUUAGACCGAAAUUUCCAAGCAGCAGGCAUCACAUUAGAGGAAACAAAAUUCGGCCACGCACUAACAGCACUUGGCCCGCAAUACACCAUGGAAGUACGCGACAUAGUUAUGAAUCCUCCUGAGGAAAGGCAAUACGAAACGUUACGCACCGAGUUAAUAAAACGCCUGAGCGCAACACAGGAGCACAAAACAAGGCAACUACUCGAACACGAAGAAAUAGGCGACCGCAAACCAUCGCAGUUCCUGCGACACCUUCGCAACCUAGCCGGAAAAGCCGUGGGUGAACAGGUCGUAAGGACCAUUUAGCUCAGCCGCCUUCCAAUCUUUCU
Messenger RNA from Pogonomyrmex barbatus (red harvester ant), 600 nucleotides. RefSeq lists its product as uncharacterized. The record is from RefSeq and is a predicted model, not a curated record. NCBI's taxonomy places the organism in Eukaryota, Metazoa, Arthropoda, Insecta, Hymenoptera, Formicidae.